CUCACUCACACACAUACACAAGCACACACACACCCAAUACUGAUGAGAGUUCCCCUAUCUCACAGAGCCAGUUCCACCAUCUGAGAGAGCCUUGUUUAUGUUAACAGGACAGCAGCAGAGCUCUGUGUCGCGCUGGUUUAACCUCUACAGGAGAGCAGCAGAUCUCUGUGUCGAGCUGGUUCAACCUCUACAGGAGAGCAGCAGAUCUCUGUGUCCCGCUGGUUUAACCUCUACAGGAGAGCAGCAGAUCUCUGUGUCGAGCUGGUUCAACCUCUACAGGAGAGCAGCAGAUCUCUGUGUCCCGCUGGUUUAACCUCUACAGGAGAGCAGCAGAUCUCUGUGUCGAGCUGGUUCAACCUCUACAGGAGAGCAGCAGAGCUCUGUGUCGAGCUGGUUUAACCUCUACAGGAGAGCAGCAGAGCUCUGUGUCGAGCUGGUUUAACCUCUACAGGAGAGCAGCAGAGCUCUGUGUCGAGCUGGUUCAACCUCUACAGGAGAGCAGCAGAGUUCUGUGUCGAGCUGGUUCAACCUCUACAGGAGAGCAGCAGAGCUCUGUGUCGAGCUGGUUCAACCUCUACAGGAGAGCAGCAGAGUUCUGUGUCGAGCUGGUUCAACCUCUACAGGAGAGCAGCAGAGUUCUGUGUCGAGCUGGUUCAACCUCUACAGGAGAGCAGCAGAGCUCUGUGUCCCGCUGGUUUAACCUCUACAGGAGAGCAGCAUAGCUCUGUGUCGCGCUGGUUCAACCUCUACAGGAGAGCAGCAGAGCUCUGUGUCGCGCUGGUUCAACCUCUACAGGACUCUUUUACAGCAUCUUAUUCAGCACACAUCUCUCUGAGGAUCAACUGUUACAAUGAUCCAAUAGAAACUGUUUCAUUCACGCUCUGUCAGAGACAGAGAGAGAGAGACAGAGAGACAGAGAGGGACUAGGAUCAACCAUGGAGGACUAGGAAGAGGAUGACCCUGUGGUCUUGCCAAGGAUGAGCAGAGACGAGGAGAGACGCACCACUAUGAAUAAGGCCAAGAGAAAGUCUCGUGUGGACAGCCCCGGAGGUGUGAGAAGCAGGAGAACGGUUCAGAGGAGGAUGACCUGCCCGAGCUUCCCGGAGAUCACUAGAGUGCUGCAGAACCCCGGCCCCAGUCCCCUGACACGUUCUGCUAGCCUAGACGAGCUCAUCCUGCGAUGCCUGCACUGCUUCGACUCGGAUGGAAAGCUUUCGCGGGGGUCUCAGCUAGUUCACAUGACUCUGAUGAUGCACAGCUGGGUUGUUCCCUCACAGACCUUCGCCCAGAAACUCCUCGCCCUCUAUAAGGACUGUCCAGUGGAAAAGAGAGGACUGAGACGACCACAGGUCUGCCACCUUAUCAGACAGUGGAUCAGCAGGUUCCCAGCAGUGUUUGAGGCUGACCCUCAACUAGAGCAGAUGAUGGGAGAAUUGUGGACCCUGGCCAGGUCUGAGACACAGGACAUCAUAGACACAUCCUACCUUUAUGAUGCCAUUCCACCAUGUCUGUUUGAGUACGCUUCCUGUCACAGAGGGAAAUGUUCCUGUACGUUUGAGACAUUCUCACAACUCAGUCCAGUGAUCCCGGUCUCCCAGGCCCCGUCUCAGUCUGUAAAGAAGAGGAAGGUCUCUCUACUGUUUGACCACAUGGAGCCGGAUGAGAUGGCUGAACACCUCUCCUACCUGGAGUUCAAAAACUUCUGCAACGUCUCGUUCCUGGACUACCGUAGCUACGUGGUGCGUGGCUCUGUGAGGGACAACCCAUCCUUGGAGCGCAGCGUUAUGAUGUGUAAUGGGGUGUCUCAGUGGGUCCAGCUGAUGAUUCUGAGCAGACACACUGCACAGCAGAGAGCCCAGGUCUUCACCAAGUUCAUACACGUAGCCCAGAGGCUGCAUGAGCUGCAGAACUUCAACACUCUGAUGGCGGUGACGGGCGGACUGUGUCACAGCUCCAUCUCUCGUCUAAAGGACACCGCCAGUCUGCUACCCCCUGACGUCACUAAGGCCCUGAGCGAGAUGACAGAGCUGCUGUCGUCCUCCAGUAACUAUAGUAACUACCGCCGGGUGUACAGUGAGUGUUCCGGGUUUAAGGUGCCUAUCCUGGGGGUCCACUUGAAGGACCUGAUCUCCCUGAACGAGGCCCUGCCAGACUACCUGGAGGAGCAGAAGAUUAACCUGGGGAAACUGCAGCAUCUCUACUCUAACAUCUCCGACCUGCUGUCGGUGCACUCCUGCUCUCCUCCGUUUGAGGCCAACAAAGAUCUGCUGCAUUUACUCACUCUGUCGCUGGAUCUGUACUACACAGAAGAUGAGAUCUAUGAGCUGUCCUACACCAAGGAACCCAAGAACCCUAAAAUACAGCCUGUAGCACCUGUCAAACCCCCAGUUGUAGCAGAGUGGGGGUCAGGGGUGACUCCGAGGCUGGACCCAGACACCAUCUCUAAACACGUCAAACAGAUGGUGGAUUCCAUCAUGAAGAACUACGACCUGAACCAAGAUGGAUACAUCUCUCUGGAGGACUUUAAGAAGAUAGCAGCUAACUUCCCCUUCUCCUUCUGCAACAAUGACAGUGACAGAGAGGGGGAGAUCAGUCUACAGCAGAUCAACUCCUACUUCAUGAGGGGGAUGUCCGUAUGUGCCAAACUAGGAUACAACUUCAAGAACGUUCACAACUUCCACGAGACCACGUACAAGCGACCCACAUUCUGUGACACGUGUGGAGGCUUUCUGUGGGGAGUCAUCAAGCAGGGCUUCCACUGUCGAGACUGUGGGGUAAACUGUCACAGACACUGCCAGGACCUGUGUGGGAUGCAGUGUGUGAAGAGAGACAGGGUGUAUGCUGGGUCCUGUCCCUCCACCCCUGCAUCAGCCCUCACUCCUGGCCCAGACGUCCUAACGAAGGCGAACAGCUGGAGUUCUUCGGAAGACAACACAUUUGUUUUCCCCGGGGGUAACAGUAAUUGGGGUAACAACCGUAAUAGGAGGGACUUGGACCGUUCCACUCUGGGUAACGGAGGUGACUCAUCGCUCUCGGACCGGUCCACCCAGACAGACCCGGGGUUGUGGAUGCCUGUGAGUGUGGACAAGAAGGGAAACCAGCACGUUCUCCCUAUAGAGAGAGACAGGGGCUGUACUGUGACUCCCCAGAGAUUCCUUGGCUCAUCCAUGCCCGCCUCCUUCCUGCAGGAGAAGAUGGAGGAACUCAACUUGAUCAGAGAUAAGAGCAGAGAACCCGACUGAGCUGGGACACUGGAUACACACACGGACGGACGGACACACAAAGACACACACACGAACGGACCGACGGACACACACAGAUACACACGGACGGACACACACACACACUCAUACACACCCAGACAUCAAAUAAACUGGGUUUUGUGUGGGCCGCGUUUGAGCCAAUGGGUGUUUCUCCAUAUGCGUCCUACCGCGCUCCACACUCUCAACCUCAAGAGAAAGUACUCAGGAGCACGAGCGUGGAGCGCGGAUGCAUAACACAGAAAACUUUCCAUUUGAGAAGCACUUCCCCUCUACUGUAUUACCUCACGCUGCACCUCCCCAGUCACAGACCCUUCUUCCAGCCAGGACGAUGACCACAAUAGACGAAGAUAUACACAAAGCUAACUUUUACUUCAUAAUUAUCAGCUAGAUAUAUGUGAAUCGUUGUAAUCGAGCUAGCCAGUUAAACGGGGGAAAAAAUUAACAGAAACUAAUGCUAUGCAAAGUACAGUCGAUGUCAGUUCUUUGUGGCUAGCCAGUUUGCCCUAUUGAUUUUCUAUGGACUUCUUCUAACCAGGAUAAUGACAAUAGAAACGAAACAAGAUAUACACGAAGCAAAUGUUUUACUUCGUAACUAUCAUAACAUUCAUAACUAUGCUUGCUGUCUGGGGGUUUUAAGCUAGGUUUCUGUACAUAACUUUGUGACGUCAGCUGAUGUAAGAAGGGCUUUAUAAAUACAUUUGAUUGAUUGCUAUCUGUUUAUCGUAAUAAUGUAGCUAACCGGAUAGAAUAACAGGCAACAAAACGACAUAAACCAAUGUUAUCAAAAGGUAGAUGUCGAUUCAUCGCGGGCAACAAAGCUAACAAUUAUUUGUGGCUCUCUGGCAAGCUAACAGUAGUAGCUAGCCAGUUAGCUCCAUUACGACCUCCACUACAGUGGGUACUGUAGGCAGGUAACCAUGUGGGUACUGUAGGCAGGUAACCAUGUGGGUACUGUAGGCAGGUAACCAUGUGGGUACUGUAGGCAGGUAACCAUGUGGGUACUGUAGGCAGGUAACCAUGUGGGUACUGUAGGCAGGUAACCAUGUGGGUACUGUAGGCAGGUAACCAUGUGGGUACUGUAGGCAGGUAACCAUGUGGGUACUGUAGGCAGGUAACCAUGUGGGUACUGUAGGCAGGUAACCAUGCCAAAAUGGGCUGUAUUUAUUAACGUAGCAAAAUAUUGUAGUCAAGCAACAUAUGUGAUGUGAUUAGCUAACAUUUAAAUACCCGAGUCGCAUUGUAUUUUCUCUCGCUUCAGCUCAAAAUAAUGUCAGCCAUUGAUUUUAAUCAAAUUUGUGUAAUUUUUAUUAUUUUUUUUAUUAUAAAAUGUGUUUGCAUCAUAAUUCUUUACUUUCUGUUGAAGCUUACAUCAAUGUAUGCUUCAAAAUAUGUACCAACGGAGGACACGCACUGUUUCAUAUACUUUGAUUUGGGACUCAUUCUCCGACCCUCCUCUGCUACAGUAUUAUGGACUUUGAUAAACACCCAUUGAUUCAACCCGUUUAAAAAAAAAAAAAUUUUUUGCCCCAGUGGUUUUCCUGAUAAUUUUCAAGUAGAGUUUAAUGUCCUUGCUGUGACUUCAAUGAUCUAUUUGUUUGGUUUUCUAAAUAUAUAUAUAUAUAUAUAUAUAUAUAUAUAUAUAUAUACAGUGUAUUCUAACUGUUAUGUGAUGUGUGAUGUAUUUUCUUUUAAUUUCUGAACAUUUCUGUGGUGCUAAGCUCAUUUCUUCAACACCAGGGCUGAAUCCUAAAUGGCACCCUAGUCCCUAUCUAGGGCACUACUUUGAUCACUAUUCCCUAUCUAGGGCACUACUUUGAUCACUAUUAGAUCCCUGGUCAAAGGUAUUUUUAAUUUUUCUUUUAACUAGACAAGUCAGUUAAUAAGAACAAUUCUUAUUUUCAAUUACGGCCUAGGAACAGUGAGUUAACUGCCUUGAUUUUUUACAGAUUUGUACCUUGUCUGCUCGGGGAUUUGAUCUUGCAAUCUUUCAGUUACUAGUCCAACACUCUAACCACUAGGCUACGCUGCCGCUCCAAGGUAGUGCACUAAUAUAGGCAAUAGGGUGCCAUUCCCCAUAGGGCCUGGUCUAAAGUAGUGCCCUAGAUAGGCAACAGGGUGCCAUUCCCCAUAGGGCCUGGUCUAAAGUAGUGCCCUAGAUAGGCAAUAGGGUGCCAUUCCCCAUAGGGCCUGGUCUAAAGUAGUGCCCUAGAUAGGCAAUAGGGUGCCAUUCCCCAUAGGGCCUGGUCUAAAGUAGUGCCCUAGAUAGGCAAUAGGGUGCCAUUCCCCAUAGGGCCUGGUCUAAAGUAGUGUCCUAGAUAGGCAAUAGGGUGCCAUAGGAGACAGACCCUUGGAGAUGGACCUCCAAGACUGCCUUAAAAUCUUACAACAACCCGGUAGCAUGGCGGGACAUGAUUUUAACGAACGCCAGUAGCACAAUCCAACACCUCUGUUCCUUUAAACCCCCACCAAAAUACACACACUGCCUUAUCAAAGCUUCUACUGGACUGCUUCAGUGAAACUAUAGUAUCUAACGCCCUGUGAUGUGACGAUCGUUGUACUGUUGUAAUUAUGUUUAUUCUCCUCUCUGCUCAUCUCAGUUUAGAGUGUCCGUGUGUUUUUUUUUGGAAAGGAAACACGAGGUGUGAUUACAGGUUAACACGAUGUGUUAUUGUCAAGGCCUACUGUACCGAGUCUAUUCUGGGACCCAAAGGGCACUCUAUGCCCUAUGACCUAGUCUGGAAAACUUGACCCUAGGCAACACAGAGACUUGGGUCUGGUUUCAAUGAUGGAUUCUUUUGGCAUUGAGGAACUACAUCACUGGGAGG
Messenger RNA from Salvelinus fontinalis (brook trout), 6088 nucleotides. RefSeq names its product RAS guanyl releasing protein 4 (gene rasgrp4). Gene Ontology annotation, cellular component: plasma membrane. The record is from RefSeq and is a predicted model, not a curated record. Gene Ontology annotation, molecular function: guanyl-nucleotide exchange factor activity; calcium ion binding. The coding region runs from base 978 to 3242 and encodes 754 amino acids. Lineage: Eukaryota; Metazoa; Chordata; Actinopteri; Salmoniformes; Salmonidae. Gene Ontology annotation, biological process: Ras protein signal transduction; positive regulation of GTPase activity. The transcript has 18 exons.